AUGUCUCUAAAGCAUUUCUCUGUGGACUACGAUCAGGUCAACGAACGGGGAACGUUCUCUUCCGGAGACGUCCUGUCCGGAAGAGUGACUGUGGUGGCCGGCGAGGACACCAAAGUGCAGAGUUUGACGGUCAAAGCUAAAGGCAACGUGGAGGUCAAAUGGUACGGUCAAGAUGGAGCAAGCACGGUGCUCCACCGAGAUGAGAAGAAAUACUUCUGCUUGGAACGCAUCAUUCUUCAGGAUAAGAAGAUAGGAGACGGUUCAGAAAUUAUUCAUCAAGGGAGAAGCGUAUAUCCUUUUACCUUUGUGAUUCCAAAUAUCGAUAUGCCUUCGUCAUAUGAGGGGAAAUGGGGCAGAAUCACCUACAGUUUACAAGCUCAGCUUACUCAGUCAAUCGGGAAGAUACACAAAACCAGGAUCGAGUUCCCGUUUCGGACCAAGUCCGAGUUCCCCUUUGCCGCCAAAUCAGAAAUGCCAAUCGUCGUACUUCAAGAGCAGCAAUGCGCAACCAAAAUUUCCUUUUGUGGGUCUGGAAAGGUUACGUUGAACGUGACUUCGGAGAAAAUGGGACUGACGCAAGGUGAGACGAUGGACGUUUCUGUUGAAGUCAUCAACGGAUCAAAUAGUGCGGUAACGCCCAAAUUCUUCCUUUGUGAGAAGCAAAUCUUUGUCGCUCGGGCCGCGACGACCGUGCACACGAGUGAGAUCCUCUUCGGCACAGGAGAGUCUGUCUCAGCUUGGACCAGUCGCACCAUCCGUAAUGUUUUAAGUAUCCCCCCGCAGCUCUCCCCCACCUUCUUCAACUGUUCCAUGAUCAAGCUCGAGUAUACUCUCAAGGUCACGCUGGGAGGGCAACUCGCAAGAGAUCCAGACAUCAAACUUCCUCUGGUCAUUCUACCAGGAUCAUCCCAACCAUGUCAUCAAAAAGCAAAGUGUGGAAGCUUCCACUCGAAGAAAGUCUCAAAUUAGCGUCACAAAAUGUGUAAAUGGAGUGACAUGAAUAUGAAAGUGAUUUAUUUUCUUCUCUUUGUCUGUUUCUUGGCACCGAACGGCAACGUUGUGCGCAUUUUCCAUCCGCCGAAAACCUCCGAGCAAGCACCAAAUUGCACGAGCGUUAACGUGAAUACGUAGUAUUAUUUUCAUCCAUUGAUUAGUUAGUGCGGCACGGUAGAUCAGCUGGUAAAGC
Messenger RNA from Syngnathoides biaculeatus (alligator pipefish), 1186 nucleotides. RefSeq names its product arrestin domain-containing protein 3-like. NCBI's taxonomy places the organism in Eukaryota, Metazoa, Chordata, Actinopteri, Syngnathiformes, Syngnathidae. Gene Ontology annotation, cellular component: cytoplasm; plasma membrane. Gene Ontology annotation, biological process: protein transport. The transcript is spliced from 6 exons. The record is from RefSeq and is a predicted model, not a curated record. Bases 1 to 969 code for a protein of 322 amino acids.